AUGGCUGCCGUUAAUCGUCCGACCGACACCAAGCUCAAGGAGAAGGACAUCAAUCAAAAGCUGCAGCUUUACGGCAUCUUCAAUGCUUUCUCCAGAGGCAAAGUGCCAUCCAACAAGCAAAUCGACGUUGCGCUAAACAGUACCCUCUCAUCGCGCGCGCUUGCCAAGCCAUCUCCGAAAUUGUCUGAGGAAGGUCGCAAACUCGUCGGCGAUCUGCAACAGGUCAUACAACAAGCCAAGGUUCUGCUUCUCACCAAAAAUGAGGGCAAUCUGCUCCAGGACUUCAUCUGGCAAACGCAACAUAUCAGCGGAGGCGAUGCCAAGCUGCCCGGCGCUCCUACAGAUAAGCAGACUGCCCAACAGCAUGGCAACCAGGCACUGGAAGGCCUGCGAACACUUGGAACAUUGCUCAUCACCAACGGUCAAUUCCGGAAGCUGCUCAAUGAUGCGACUAUCCUCAUCCGAGAUAUGGCUGGUGAUGCCGCUCAGAAUGCCGCAAACCGUGUGAAUCCAAAAGAGGAUCAACUUGCACAGCUCGACGAGCCUGCUGAGGAUAACACCUGGCACGAUGCUCCAAAUCUUUCUAGGGACAACCUUAAAUCUCAAAUGAGGUCUACCUACGACAAGCAAAAGCCGUUUUCCCAGAAUGACGUCGAUCAGGCGGCCAAUAACGCUGCCAAUGCUGCAGAUCGAAACCAAACUGGUGAUGGUCAAUACGACCAACAAUCUGGCCAAGCUGGCGCACAGGCUGCUGGUGGAACUCUUCGUGAGCAGGCAUCGGCCAAUGUACCGGAGGACACUAAAAAACGUGGUCGGGAGGUCUCGCAAAAGACGAAGAACUACCUGAGCGAGAAAAUGCCAAAGGAACGCCGUGAGCAGACCAUUUGGCGAUUGAAGAAAAUGAUCACCGAGGUGCAAGGUCACUCGGAUUAUCAGCAGGCGAUUGAAACCCUUCUCGACCUUGCUGAAACUUAUGGUCGUCAUGGCCGUGAUUUGUCGCAGGCUGGUGCUGGAACUGUGAAAGGUGCCCAUGCUGAUAACAGUCUGGAAAUUGCCGAGACUGACCUUAAGACUCUAAUCGAACGCUUUGCCAACUGCACGAGCAGCGAAGAUCUUUUCGACGCCCUCAAGAACAUCUACGCCGAUGCCGACCGCGACCCAGAAUUGAGGAACUGGUUCAAAUCUGUUGACCAGUUCGUCCGUAAAUGUUUGAAAGAGCAGGGAUUUAUCCUCCAAGAUCAGGCCAACGACGAAGGGCAUCAACUGUACGACCAGGGACAAUUCCUCCUACGCGACCGAUACCGAGACCAUACCAAUCGUAUCAUCGAUGAAGCCAAGUUCCUCGCUGAUCAGUUCGACCAGGACCCACAGAACAAGGCCUUUGCCCAGUCAUUGGAGAAGCUGUUCCACGAUCUAGGAACUGACGAGAGUGGCAAGCCUGUGUUCAAAAAACACCUUCUCGAGGAUAUCAGCAAUGUCAUUGUGCCCGGCAUCUUCGAGCACACUCGUUACGUUCCCCUUCCUCGCAUUGAAGUUUCAGACCCCAUGAUUGAUGCUGUGGUCGAGAACUUGGUCAUCGAAAGCGACAACCUUGCACCCAAUGUCAUUGAAUUUGGUAGCGACAACUACUUCCGCUGGGGCCGCAAGAAGAUCAGCAACAAGCAUGACAACAAGAUCAUGAUCUCCGCGUCGGGUGUGCAGAUGGACCUUCGGGAUGUAUCCUACUAUGUCAAGAAAAAGCAAGGUUUCCCUUCCAUCACUGACAAAGGUGUGAUGGACAUCUACCUCGGUGGUGAAGGCUUCAGCUUCAAGAUUGCUGCUUCCAACGCCCACAAGAAAGAUCGUCAACAUUUCGCCAAGAUUGACAAGGUCACUGUCGACGUCAAGAAUUUGAAGAUCAAGAUCAAGCAAUCCGAUCACAAACUCCUCUUCUCUAUUGCCAAGCCAAUCUUGUUGAAGGUGAUGCGUCCGGUGAUUCAGAAAGUUCUGGAGAAACAGAUCCGGGACUCUUUCACUCAAGCCGAUGCCUAUGUCUACGACAUCCACCAAGAAGCCCAACGGGCUGUCGAUCGAGCCAAGGCCAACCCAGACCCCGAUAAUGUCAGCAACAUCUACAAAGAGUAUGUGACUGCUAUUCAGAAGAAGAUGACAGCCAAGAAGGAGAAGGCUCAGGAAAAGGCUGCAGGCACCAAGGUCAACAUGGCUGUCACCCAGUACGAGUCCAUCUUCCCCAACAUCCAACUUCCAGGUGGUAUCUCGACCAAAGCUACUGAAUUUAAGGAUCUUGCAGCCAAGGGAGACAAGUGGGAGUCACCAGUCUUUGGUAUCGGCAGCGCGAAGGAAUCUACUGAUCUUCCCAAACUGUCUCCUGUCACUCGCAAGCCUCACAACGCAGCAUCUGGUGGUGUUCGUGGCGGAUCAGGUCUGCAAUCUAGCGGCGGAAAUCUGUCAUCUCCCGGAUUCAGCCAAGGUCAAGGCACCAACACCACAUCUCACGCUUAUAACCAAGGUGUGGGUGCGAGCGCCGCAGGUGUAGGAUCUCCGGAAUACCCAUCAACAAAUGGCAACUCAGCUGGCGGAUUUGGCAACCAGGUUGACCAAGCCUUCAACAUGAAGAAUGCACAGGUGAAUGGGCCUCCACACGCCAGUGGCAUCCAUAGUGCAGUGACGGCUGGUCAAUAA
Messenger RNA from Endocarpon pusillum Z07020, 2682 nucleotides. RefSeq lists its product as uncharacterized. The record is from RefSeq and is a predicted model, not a curated record. The transcript is spliced from 7 exons. Bases 1 to 2682 code for a protein of 893 amino acids. Lineage: Eukaryota; Fungi; Ascomycota; Eurotiomycetes; Verrucariales; Verrucariaceae.